Messenger RNA from Phyllopteryx taeniolatus (common seadragon), 1059 nucleotides. Its product is annotated as alpha-2-HS-glycoprotein-like. Gene Ontology annotation, molecular function: cysteine-type endopeptidase inhibitor activity. Gene Ontology annotation, biological process: negative regulation of endopeptidase activity. Gene Ontology annotation, cellular component: extracellular region; extracellular matrix; blood microparticle. NCBI's taxonomy places the organism in Eukaryota, Metazoa, Chordata, Actinopteri, Syngnathiformes, Syngnathidae. The coding region runs from base 51 to 995 and encodes 314 amino acids. The record is from RefSeq and is a predicted model, not a curated record. The transcript has 7 exons.
GCUCGUGUGACUCGUGCCUGUUCCGGUCCUUCCUCUUCCUCGUCUUCAUCAUGGCGGCUCACCUGUUGGCCGUUCUACUGUGCUGCGCGGCGGCCGCUCCGGGCCUCCUGGGGGCGCCGUCGUCGCCCGCGGUGACGUGCGACGAGGACGGCGCGGCGGCGGCGGCGAGCCUCGCCGUCCGACACAUCAACGAGCAUCACAAGCACGGAUUCAAGUUCAAGCUGGAGGUGGUCCAGAGCAGCAACAUUGAACACGUACCCGGAGGUUGUCACAUCGACAUCAACGUGAAGCUGAUGCAGACCGGAUGUCACGUCACCAACCCCAAACCGGUCGACCAAUGCGAGGUCAUGAUGCUGUCCGAACGGGGCGCGGUGGCCACCUGUGACAGCAAGUUGAACGUGAUGGGGGGCGUGGCCACAGUGGCCAGUCACCAAUGCACCACCAGUCCAGAAAUGACCAACUCGGAGAUGAUGAUGACGUGUCCCGACUGUCCCGCGCUGUUGCCUCUCAAUGACGAGACGGGCGUCAAGGCGGUUCAGGAGGCGGUGAAGAAGUUCAACCGGGAGAGCAACCACCAGAAUUAUUUCGCCCUGUUGGAAAUUUCUCUGCUGACGAGAGGGUACAUCCCGUCGAUUGGAAUGCAGACCUGGCCCAAGUUCGCCUUGGUGGAGACCAGCUGUCCCAAGAAUUCCAAGAUCAUUUCCGAGGCCUGCGUGCCUCGCUGCCCGGACCGAGCGCAACACGCCUUUUGUAGUACCUCCUACUCGGGCAGCAACGGACAAGUGGGAGAUCUUGUGUGUGAAUUAUAUGCGCCAAAAAAUACCGAGCCCCUCCCGCCCGGCGCGCAGGAGCCCGCGUGCGGGCAGUCGUUCCACCAAAGUCCGGAAGCUUCCGCCUGCACGGCUCAGCUGAGCACCCGCGAGCCGGACAUCCACCAGAUUUGUCCUUUCCCGCUUGCCGUACAGUUGCCGCAAGUGCCGCAGCUGCAGGUCUAAAAGCUCAACGUCACGUCGGCACACUUUGCACCGCCGUCGUAAUAAAGAAAACUACGAAAACUCA